AACCUGAUCCCCAGCCCGCUCUCGCAAGUCCGCUAGCGUGACCGUGAGGGUGUCUGCUCAGCGUUGCUGUCCACAUAGCCAACCUGGAGGUGGCUCACAAGACCCGUGCUUAUCAUUGGAUGAUAGAUGGGGUGCUUCACCGCCGAGCCAUGCUCAUAAUAGUCAUCGCUCUUGCAUCGAUCUCUGGAGUCAAUGCAAGAGGAGCAGACGACGUGAGUGUCCUCACUCGUCAAACGUACAUUGACCUAUGGGUAACACGUCUGUUCACCAUUAGCGGGUAUGGGCUGCUGGUCUUCGACUAUCUCCUGACAUUGUCAGACGAGGUCGCGUAUAUAUGGCCGAGUCGAUGGUCACCCGUCAAGAUCAUAUACCUAGCCAAUCGGUACGGCAAUCUGUCUAUGCUGGGGCUUAUGACAUGGCAUAUUGCUGGGGAUUUAUACUCUGAGGCCUCCUAUUUUUGUUUUGUUGCUACUCUUGUUACAAAUAUGGGCAUGCUUCUUUCCUUCGCUUCUAUCCGUGUCCUUAUACUUCUCCGGGCUUGGGCUUUGUGGAUACAUCGACGACAUGUCUUGGCUGCUAUACUGGUUUUGUUCUUAUCGUAUAGCAUCGUUUGUUCAGUCUUACUCUUGUGGGGUACCGUGACCGUAUCCUACAGUUCGAACCCAUAUCCAAUCGCCAAUCUCGUUCGGACAUGCGUUUCCCCUAUUCCAGAUUUUGGAUGGGUGCUGUGGCUUCCAAGUAUUCUUCUAGAGACAGCCCUUUUUGGCAUCAUACUUCGGACCAUGCCGCAAUACGGAGAGACUAUCCUUGCGGGGGCCAUUUAUCGGGACGGUGCAAUAUACUUCGUUUGUUCUAUGGGAUGCAGUUUCUCUAAUUUGAUUCUAUGGGCAAUCAGGCCAAAUAGCCCCCUAAACCUUCUGCCGUCCGUCGGCACACUUGCUGCCUUCAACAUCGCUGGACAACGUUUGGUAGUUAGCCUUCGCAGGGUACACGCACGUCAACAGGAUUUUUCCACUGGCCGUCUGGGUCAGAUAGUGGGCGACAUCGACGACACGACAACGGAAGGGGAAGAGUCGUAUCAUCACGACGGGCUGCAGCAGUUCGAACUGAGUCCAGUAGCGUCGGAUAGACCACCACCGAGCGUAUCCCCCGAGUCAGAUAAUCAUCAGUCUAUCACGGGUGUAGAACCGUAGCAUGGAGUUGUGCUAUCGUCUUGUUCACUCUUUCAAUACCUUUCUGACAAAACCUACUGUAUUAUAUAUUGAUCCUCUUGCGCGGUUGACGCAGCUCAGCGAG
Stereum hirsutum FP-91666 SS1 is the source of this 1296-nucleotide messenger RNA. RefSeq lists its product as uncharacterized. Bases 150 to 1193 code for a protein of 347 amino acids. The record is from RefSeq and is a predicted model, not a curated record. NCBI's taxonomy places the organism in Eukaryota, Fungi, Basidiomycota, Agaricomycetes, Russulales, Stereaceae. The transcript is spliced from 13 exons.